This is a messenger RNA of Diaporthe batatas, 1305 nucleotides long. RefSeq lists its product as uncharacterized. The record is from RefSeq and is a predicted model, not a curated record. The transcript has 3 exons. Gene Ontology annotation, molecular function: acyltransferase activity, transferring groups other than amino-acyl groups. Gene Ontology annotation, cellular component: membrane. Bases 1 to 1305 code for a protein of 434 amino acids. Lineage: Eukaryota; Fungi; Ascomycota; Sordariomycetes; Diaporthales; Diaporthaceae. Gene Ontology annotation, biological process: polysaccharide biosynthetic process.
AUGGCAAUUGGAAAGGAGGGCAACGUCAAAUGGGUCGAUGGCCUCCGCGGCAUCGCCUCCGCCCUCGUGGUGAUGACCCACCUCGCCCGCGCCUGGGACGGCGAGCUCUUCGGCGCGACGUCAGCAGAGGGCGCGCCGCCGCGGCUCAUGCAGCUCCCCUACCUGCGCAUCCUGAUCCAGGGCCGCAUCGGCGUGACCAUCUUCGCCUUCGUGACGGGCUACGUGUGCGCGCUCAAGCCCAUCCGGCUGUGCCGCCAGGGCAACCAGGAGGCCGCCUUCGUGUCCAUCAGCAAGUCGGCCCUGCGGCGCAUCCCCCGCCUCGUGCUGCCCGCCGCCGCCGCCACCGCCGUGUCGUGGCUCAUGGCCGAGUUCGGGCUGUACGCCGUCGCCAAGCACCAGGACAGCUGGUGGAUCGACGUCCAGAGCCCCAACAGGAUCGCGUACCUGGGCGAGGCCCUGGCGAACCUGGUCUACUGCAUCGUGACGACGUGGACGAGGUCGGGGAACGAUUAUGACAACAGCCAGUGGACGCUGUUGCCGUUGCUCAAGGGGAGCAUGUGGGUUUACUCGUUCAUGGUGGCCACGGCGUACGUGAAGCCGCGGUAUCGGAUCAUGGCGAGCUUUGGGUUCUGGGUCUACUUCUACUGUGCUAGCGACUCCGCCUUCGGCAUGCAGUUCUUCUGGGGCGCCUUCAUCGCCGACCUGCAAAACCACCCAUCAACAACGCAGUUCAUAUCCGACCGCGCCCGCCUCAGCAAGAUCCUCUCGGCCGCCCUCGUCUUCGCCGGCCUCACGUUCGCCUCCUUCCCCGAGGGCCACGCCGAGUGGAUGACGUGGUCGCGCAUCCUCCUCGACUUCAUGCGGCCCAUCCUGCCCGAGAACCCCGACUUCCCCCGCUUCGCGAGCGGCAUCGGCCUCGAGCUCAUCAGCCUGGGCGUCCUGCUCAGCCCGCCGCUGCAGAGGCUCCUCAGCGGGAGGUACCUGCUGUUCCUCGGCAGGAUGAGCUUCGCCGUGUACCUGCUGCACGGCCCGCUCAUGAAGACCACGCUGGUGUGGAUGCUCUACGGCGUGCAGGCGCCGCCGGACCACGAGAACGACAAGGGCGAGAUGGAGAUCACGCGGCUCAAGUUCCCCGGGGACCUGGCCCUCAUCCUGUGGCAGUUCAUCUGGCUGCCCAUGCUGUACUUUAUCGCGAACCUCUGGACGGCGCAUGUGGAUCCGUGGUGUGAGAGGAUGACCAACAGGCUUGUUGACUACGUGACGCUGGACGCGUCGGAGAAGCCUUCGGUGCUGCCUGGGAAAUAA